AUGUCUUCGACAGUCGUCCCUGAUGCUGCCGCUGACGGAAAUGCCAACCUGGCAAAAACUCCCGCUCAGCUGAUGCGUGAGCAACAUGAGGCUGCUGCCACUCACCACGUUACGGUUGAAGAUACGGUGGAUGAGGAUGACAUCCAGCACCCGCCGCCUUCCGUCCCCACCGAGAAGCCAGAAGAAGCUGCUCCUGCUGCCACCAACGGCACAAUGUCAGCCAAAGCUGCUGGCAAGCAGAAGGCCUCGGAGAAGCUUGGUGCUUUCAAUACUCAGGAUGAUGAAGCCUUCCCUGCUCUCGGCCCAGCCCCGCGUGCACCGCCUGCUCCUCGAACUGGUGGCUGGGCCAACGCAGCUGCUGCUAAGGCACCCGGCGUCAGCGCUGCCACUUCUCGUCCUUCCUCCGGUAUGCCUACCCCGUCCUCGACCCCCGGCAUCCGGACUCCUACCGGAGCGGGUGCUGGCUCACGCCCAGCCGUCUCGCUACCUGGCCGCGCCACUGAUCAAUUCGAGAUCGAGAACACCGAGCUAGACAAAAGCAAGAACCUCCGUAAGAUUCUUGACGAUGUAUUCCGCAAGUUCAAUGUGAAGGUCACCACGAAGACCACGGGUCUCGGGAAAAAGACGGCUUUCGUCGCAGAUGGACCUAAAACCAAAGUCACGGACGCCCUCAUGCAUAUCUCGCAGUCGCUCACGGUCGAGAAAGUGUCCACGCUCGAGAUCCCCUCCACCGUCACUGCGCAGAUCAUCGGUAAGGGCGGCGCCAACAUCAAGAAAUUGGAAUCCAAGUUCGGGGUCAAGAUUCAUACUGACAGAAGCAAUCGGAAAACGAGCGGUGCCGACGAUGCCGGCACCGACAUUGUCGAAAUCAAAGGUCAUUCUGCCCAAGUUGCCCAGGUCUACGAUGAGAUUGCCAACCAGGCCCGCCAAUUGCAGCCAAAGGUCGACGUACCUGUCCGAGGCAUUCCACCAGAGUUCUACCCCUUCAUCGCUGGCCGUCAUGCCGAGAAGAUUCGCAACCUGGAGGCUCAGCAAGGCCUAAACAUCAAUAUCCCUGCGUAUCACACAUGGCAGUCCCAGGCGCCGGCCAAGGUCGAGAAGGAUAAUGGUCCAGCCAGAUUCCAUCCUCAUGGCGACUCUCACAUCACCAUUUCAGGUGAUCAAGCCGCUGCAAAGUCCGCUGGUCAGCAAUUCGAACGGCUCGCAGAGCAGCUCCAGACUGAGCUGUUUUUGGAGGAGCUGCAGGCCCAGCAGUUCAUGCGCCCCUUCAUUGUUGGCGACCGUGGCAUCGACCCGCUGGAAUUUCUGGAGAAGACCGGUUGCGUAGUGGUACUGCCCCCUGGUCAUCACGAGACAGAAGAAGUUCACAUCAUCGGUCCCCAGAGCCGACUCGACGAGGGUCGCAACUUAGCGGAAGAACUUAUGGCCCAGAAAGCCGCUCAGCAAGUAAACUUGCACAAGCAGUUCUCCGAUGCACCUCUCGGGCCCGAGCGGCACUCUCGCGCACUGGCUCAGUAUUUGCAGCGCAGAGCCAUCGAGCGCGAAUUCAAUACCGCUCAUAAUGCUGAGCUCAUUUUCCCAAGCUCCGUUUCCGCUGCACCGGAGUGGAUUGUCAUUGGCGAUGAUCCUCGUAAGGCCAUGUCAGCCCGUAAUGAGCUGUCCAAGAUCACCCAAGCUUUCCCUACACCACGCCUGCAACUGGUCGAAAUCGAUCCGUUCUUCCAUCCCCACCUCGAGCAGUUGCACGCUCAGAAACUUCAAAAUGAUCUGGGAGUUUAUCUGAUCGUACCUGAUGAUGGCGAGGAGUCAGUUGUGCUUGUUUAUGAAGGUCCCCAUUCCGAAUCACCUUUCCAGAUACCUCGCACGAAGCCUAGCAAACAGGAGCUUUCAGAGUUCGAGAAGGCUCUGAAAGCGGCCGAGGAGCUCCUCCGAAGCAGCAUCCCCCAUCAAGGAAUUGAGAACGAUAAUGUUGAGGUUCCUCGCAAGUUUCAUGACAAGGUGCGAAGAUACGUGAACCAGGAGCAGGUUCAGUCUCCAGGCGCCUUCCCUGUGCAGAUCGAUUUCGGUGGUCGUCGUCAACAAGCCGCACGGGGCUCUCCUAACUUUGUGGAGCUCCGCCACCCUGAAAGAGCCGCAGUUGACGAACUUAAGCGCAAAAUUCAGCAGUUCUUGGUCGAAGCUGAGCAGGACGAGAAGGAACGCGGCUAUGUUACUACUCUCCAGUUUCCAGCGAAAUACAAUAAGAAUCUUAUUGGUCGAAAUGGAGCUCAUGUUAACCAGCUGCGCGAGAAACAUGAUGUGGAUAUUCAGGUUUCACGAGAAGGCGGUGACGAGAUCAAGAUCCAGGGACCACAGAAAAAGGCCGAGGCUUGCAAAGCUGAGAUACAGAAACUUCUCAAAGCUUGGGAGAACGAGGUCAACUAUGUGAUCAAGAUCGACUCCAAGUUCCACGGCCAGCUCGUCGGCCGAAGCGGUGAGAACCUCCGCAAGAUUCUCGCUCAAUCCGACAACGAAGUUCGUAUUGACUUUCCUCGAGCCUCACGCGGCGGGGUCGAAGACUCGUCGGAUAUCGUCAGUGAGGCCGGUGCUCGGGUCACUCAGCCAUCCGACGAAAUUCGCAUCAGAGGCCCUAAGGCGAAAGCUGAUGCUGCCAGAGAGCAGCUGCUGGCCUUGAAGCAGUACUAUGAAGAUAACUCGCACACGGCUACGGUUUCUGUUGCUCAAGACCAGGUUGGAUCUCUCAUCGGCCGAGGUGGCCAGGAGCUUGAGAAAUUACGAGCCGACACCAAUGCACAGAUCGAUAUUCCGAAGAGCAACGGUGCCAAGCGUAUUGAGAUCACCAUCCGAGGAUCCAAAGACGCUGUCAAGCAGGCCAAGUCGGAGAUCGAGAAACGUUCGAAAGCUUAUGACGCAGUUGUCACGAAGACAAUCGAUGUCGAUAGUAAACACCGCAACGCCAUCAUUGGCGCUGGUGGAUCCAACAUCAGGGACAUUGUCAAGAAGGCUGGCGGCUCUGAAAAUUCUGCCGACCAUGUCAAGUUCCCUGCCCGAGGUGAGGACUCCAACACUAUCACCAUCAAGGGCACGCAGGAUGUGGUCGAUAAGAUCAUUACAAGCAUCAAAGGCCUUGUGAGUGAGAAGGAAAACCAGGUCAACGACUCAGUCGAUGUUCCUGUCAAGCUGCACCGUAACCUGAUCGGCGCUCAAGGUGCGAAUCGCAAGGAAUUCGAGGCCAAGUUUGGUGUCUCCAUGAAUGUGCCUCGGCAGAACAGCGGUGAGACUGCCGUCAAGCUCGCUGGACCUCCGGAGAACGUCCAGAAGGCUAAAGACCACCUUCUGGCUAUGACAGAUGCCCAAAAGGGUGAGACUGUGACCGUUCCCCGCAAAUUCCACCACGCUGUGGCACAAAACGGCGCCACUUUCGGUGAGUUCACUCGGAUGGGCGUCCGCAUUGACCAUGCGGGCCAGAAGCCGCCAUCCAGACCAAAGGCUGGUGCUUCUAAAUCUAACGGCGAUCUGCCCCUUAUCACUGACCAGGCAGGUGGCAAAAUGGCCCAUUCCUGGGAAGUUGUACCCCUUACCUCCGAUGAAGAUGGUGAGAUCGCGUGGAACAUUGUCACCACUCGUGAUGCGAAGGAGGGCGCGGUGGACAAGGCCAAAGCACGCAUACUAGAGCUACUGGAACAGGCCGAAGAACCUAGAUUUACCGGCUACCUGACUUUGCCGGACCCUGCUUUGCACAAGCGAAUCAUCGGCUCCGGCGGCAAGACCAUCAACGGUAUGCGUAAUGCUACGGCGUGCGACAUCCAGGUCCCGAGACCAAACGACAAGACGGAUGCCAUCACGAUCACGGGCAGCGAGGACGGCGUUCUGAAGGCCAAGGACAUGAUUCUUGAGGUUAUCGAAGGUGGUAACGGCAAUUAG
Cyphellophora europaea CBS 101466 is the source of this 3924-nucleotide messenger RNA. RefSeq lists its product as uncharacterized. Gene Ontology annotation, biological process: regulation of gene expression. Gene Ontology annotation, cellular component: cytoplasm; nucleus. The coding region runs from base 1 to 3924 and encodes 1307 amino acids. The transcript has a single exon. The record is from RefSeq and is a predicted model, not a curated record. NCBI's taxonomy places the organism in Eukaryota, Fungi, Ascomycota, Eurotiomycetes, Chaetothyriales, Cyphellophoraceae. Gene Ontology annotation, molecular function: mRNA binding.